Molecule: messenger RNA, 615 nt
Organism: Penicillium waksmanii
Lineage: Eukaryota; Fungi; Ascomycota; Eurotiomycetes; Eurotiales; Aspergillaceae
Exons: 3
Coding region: 1-615 (204 amino acids)
Biological process (GO): cellular response to oxidative stress
Source: RefSeq, a predicted model, not a curated record
AUGUCUAACCUCGCUCCAUCAAUCCUCGCAGGCUUCAAGGGCCGUCGAUCCAUUCACUCUCUGACAAAUGAGUCUACGAUCUCCGAUGAGCGCGUUGAAGAGAUCCUCUCCGAAGUGAUGCAAAUCAUGCCCAGUGGAUUCAACACCCAAGGAACUCGCAUGGUUGUUUUGCUGAAGGAAGAACACCAAAAAUUAUGGGAUAUCGCCCAUGAAGUCGCCAGUGCUACUGUGCCUGUCGAGCAAUUUGAGAAUCUUUAUCGAGCCCGUAUUGCUGGAUUUCGUGCAGCAUAUGGAACAGUUCUAUUCUAUGAGGAUCCUGCUGUGUUUAAGCCCCUGGAAGUGAAAUUGCCUAUAAUCAAAGACAAAUUUCCUGAAUGGUUGGAUCAUGCAAGUGGGAUGAGCCAGCUUGCUGUUUGGACACUACUAGUAGCCGAAGGGCUUGGUUGCAAUUUGCAACAUUACAAUCCUAUGAUCGAUGCUCGUGUAUCCGAACAAUGGAAGGUACCAAAAGAAUGGAAAUCUAAAUCGCAACUGGUCUUUGGCAAGCCUACCGGACCCCCGAGAGAAAAGACCUCUGAGCCUCUGAGCAGCCGGCUUUUUGUGUAUGGAAAAUAG